GUGGAUACAGAGGAAGAGCUCAGCGAUAUCCAAUCAGAGUAUGUGCCUUCAGAGGUGCGUGAUUGGUUGGCCUCUACAUUCACCCGUCAGAUGGGUUUGAUGCUGCCGCAGACCGAGGAGAAACCACGCUUCAGGAGCAUCGUACACGCUGUGCAGGCUGGUAUCUUCGUAGAGAGGAUGUAUAGACGUACCUCUAGCAUGGUGGGAGUGAGCUCUCCUACUACAGUUGUAGCAGUACUGAAGCACGUUGAUAAGUGGUCGUUUGAUGUGUUUGCUCUGAACGAGGCCAGUGGAGACCACGCCCUCAAGUUCAUCUUCUUUGAACUACUGACCAGAUACGACCUCAUCAGCAGAUUCAAGAUCCCGGUCUCAGCGGUGUUCUCGUUCGUAGAAGCUCUGGAGGUGGGCUACGGUAAACACAACAACCCCUACCAUAACCUGAUGCAUGCUGCUGACGUCAUACAGACAAUACACUACCUACUGCUGAAGACUGGCAUCGUGCAUUGGUUGACAGAGCUAGAGAUCUUUGCGAUGAUCUUUGCAGCAGCGGUUCACGACUACGAACACACUGGAACCACCAACAAUUUCCACAUCCAGACCAGAUCAGACACAGCGAUCCUGUACAACGACCAGUCUGUCCUCGAGAGCCACCAUGUCAGCGCAGCAUACCGCCUCCUACAGGACGAUGAUGAGAUCAACAUACUAUACAACCUGUCUAAAGACGACUGGAGAGAGCUGAGGGGCCUGCUGGUACAGAUGGUUCUGGCUACAGACAUGUCCUGCCACUUCCAGCAGCUGAAACAUAUGAAGAACUUUCUCCAGCAACCGGAUGGGAUUGAUAAACCCAAAGCCAUGUCUUUGCUGCUCCAUACAGCUGAUAUCAGCCACCCAGCUAAGACAUGGGACCUACACCACCGCUGGACAGCCUCCCUUCUGGAGGAGUUCUUUAGACAGGGCGAUAAGGAGGCGGAGCUAGGACUGCCCUUCUCUCCUCUGUGUGACCGCAAGUCAACCAUGGUGGCCCAGUCCCAGAUAGGGUUUAUAGACUUCAUUGUGGUUCCAACCUUCACCGUGUUGACAGAAAUGACGGAGAAGAUUGUCCUUCCGCUCAUCAACGAGGCGUCACUCAGCCUUGCAGGGUUCAGACGUUCCAGUCUAAACAGUAUUAGCUGUGAGGAUGCUAAGCGUGGUAGUGUAAAAAGUACCGGGUCAGAGGGCAGUGCUACUGGACAUUUUUCUCUACUGGCUGUGGACCUGAAGAACUUCAAGGCUCUGUGGAACGAAGAGGUUUAUCAGAACAGAGAGAGAUGGAAGACACAGGCCACUAAAGAGACACAGGAGAAGGCCAGAAGGGAGGCUGAGGAGGAGAGAGUACUGCAGGAAGACACUAUGGAACCCCAGGAGAGAGAAAUUGAAACAGAGCUGGGAGAUACAGAGUCACAGGAGGGAGAGGGAGAGGAAGAGGGAGAGGAAGAAGAGGUGGAGGGAGUGGGAGAAGAGGAGAGUAAAGUGCCAGAGGAGCUCAACUUACGUCAGGACAAAUGCACAGUGAAGACCGAAGAGAAAGAUGGAGUGAGGACAGGAGAGAGGGAUGGAGUGAGGACACAGACUGGAAGUGCAGCAGACACCAGCCCACCAUUACAGAAGUCGGUAGAUUUGCACUAGGAUCAAGCAGCAGACCAGGAGGCUGAAGCUCUAACGCUCUCUACUGGACAGAGACUAUUACAUGUCAUCCCUCCAUCCUCCAUCUGCUGUUUCUUAUCAUAUGUAGAGUACGUAAGAGCCAACCUCUACUUUAUACAUAAGAGCUCUUUGAAGCAAUGAGGAAAGAUCAGAACUUCAGAUCUUGAGAACUGACUGAAUUGAAAUGUAAUGGAACCCACCCCUGUUGCUUAUUGCAGGGUAUUUGAGCCAAACCCUUCCUUUCCUAUGUUGUGAUUGACAUUGUUUUUGUUUUUACAGUUGUGGUGCAUUAUGGGUAAAGAGCCUUCACAGACUCUUCAAUCCACCGACACCCCCAACUGGAUGUAUCUACAGUUGAAGUCGGAAGUUUACAUACACCUUAGCCAAAUACAUUUUAACUCAGUUUUUCACAAUUCCUGACAUUUAAUCGUGAAAAUUACCUGUCUUAGGUCAG
This is a messenger RNA of Oncorhynchus gorbuscha (pink salmon), 2137 nucleotides long. RefSeq names its product calcium/calmodulin-dependent 3',5'-cyclic nucleotide phosphodiesterase 1C-like. Gene Ontology annotation, molecular function: 3',5'-cyclic-nucleotide phosphodiesterase activity. The transcript has 13 exons. NCBI's taxonomy places the organism in Eukaryota, Metazoa, Chordata, Actinopteri, Salmoniformes, Salmonidae. Gene Ontology annotation, biological process: signal transduction. The coding region runs from base 91 to 1665 and encodes 524 amino acids. The record is from RefSeq and is a predicted model, not a curated record.